Molecule: messenger RNA, 8193 nt
Organism: Miniopterus natalensis
Lineage: Eukaryota; Metazoa; Chordata; Mammalia; Chiroptera; Miniopteridae
Source: RefSeq, a predicted model, not a curated record
AUGGAGCCAGCACUGGGGCCUGGGGUCCAGAAGGACCUGGGUUACCUGCAGCAGUGGCUGAAGGCCUUCGUAGGUGCCUUCGAGAAGAGCAUCUCACUAUCAUCUCUGGAGCCACGCAGGCCGGAGGAAGCAGGUGCGGAGGUGCCGCUGCUGCCGCUGGACGCGCUGCACGUGCUGGCGGAGCAGCUGGACCAGGGGGAUCUGGAGCAAACGCUGCUGCUGCUCAAGCUCUUCAUCAUCCUCUGCAGGAACCUGGAGAAUGUGGAGGCAGGCUGGGGCCCGGUGCUGGUGCCCCGGGUGCUGGCACUGCUGACCCAGUUGGUGGCCAAGCUGAAAGGAUCCCCAGCACUGCAGGAGUGCGAGGGCCCCAAGCUGGAGGAAGUGGCCCUGCAUGCCCUCCUCCUCUGUGAGGGCCUCUUUGACCCCUACCAGACCUGGCGGCGCCAGCAGAGCGGGGAAGUCAUCAGUGCCAAGGAGAAGAGCAAAUACAAGUUCCCUCCUGCUGCUUUGCCCAGCGAAUUCAGAGCCUUCUUCCCAGAGAGCCUGCAGGAUGCAGAUCGGCUGCCUCCCAUGCUGUUGCUGCGUCUCAUCCACCUCUUUGGCGCUGUCCUUGCAGGAGGGAAGGAGAAUGGGCAGGUGGCCGUGAGUGCUGGCUCUGUGCAGGGCCUGCUGGGAGUGGUGCAGGGCUGCGGCCGUGGGCCAGCCCAGGACUCCCACCUAGUGUCGCUGGCUCUUGAGGCACUGGUGGGCGCAGUACAUGUCCUGCAUGCCAGCCGCACACCGCAUCGAGGUCCAGAGCUCCACGCCCUACUUGAGGGCUACUUCCGAGUCCUUAAUGCUGACUGGCCGGCUGAACCAAGCCCAGGCCCUGAAGAGGCCCUUGUCACCCUACGAGUCAGCAUGCUUGAUGCCAUCCCCAUGAUGCUGGCCUGUGAGGACCGACCUGUGCUCCAGGCCACCUUCCUCAGCAACAAUUGCUUUGAACACCUGAUUCGCCUCAUCCAGAAUAGCAAGCUAUAUCUGCAGACCCGGGCGCCCCCUGAGGGGGACAGUGACCUAGCUACCUGGUUACUGACCGAGCCCGAUGUCCAGAAGGUACUAGACCAGGACACAGAUGCCAUUGCAGUCCACGUAGUCAAAGUGCUGACCUGCAUCAUGAGCGGCUCCCCGUCAGCCAAGGAGGUGUUUAAGGAGCGCAUCGGCUACCCUCACCUGCAUGAGGUUCUGCAGAGCCAUGGUCCCCCCACCCACCGACUGCUGCAAGAGCUGCUCAACAUGGCUGUGGAGGAUGACCACAGCAUUUGCCCACCACCGCCAAUCUGCAACGAGCAGCCGGUGCUGGUGCUGAUGCAGUGGCUGCCGGUGCUGCCCACGGCUGAGCUGCGGCUCUUCCUUGCACAACGCCUGCGGAGGCUCUGUGACAGCUGCCCCGCCAGCCGCGCCACAUGCGUGCAGGCCGGUCUGGUGGGCUGCCUGCUGGAGACGCUCAGCAUGGGGGUAGCCCUGGGGACCCGCUGCCAGGAGCAGCUGCUGGCACUGCUGCAAGCAUUGGGCCGCGUGUCACUAAGGCCCUUGGAGCUGCGUCGCCUGCUUCACCCCCCGCCAGGGCUGGACUCGGAGCCGGGAGGCGCCGAGGCAGGGGGUGCCCGACACGCAGGAGCUGUCAUCCGCGCGUUGUCAGGCAUGGCCCGGCACCGGGGCCCUGCGCGAGCCCUGCACUACUUCGACCUCACGCCCAGCAUGGCGGGCAUUAUGGUACCUCCCGUGCAGCGAUGGCCAGGAGUUGGCUUCACCUUCCACGCCUGGCUCUGUCUGCGCCCCACGGCCGCAGCCCCCGCCCUGGCCCCCGCCCGGCCACUGCAGCGGAAGCAGCUGUACAGCUUCUUCACCAGCAGUGGCUCGGGGUUUGAGGCCUUCUUCACGGCGGCUGGGACCCUGGUGGUGGCCGUGUGCACCCGGAAGGAGUACUUGACCGUGAGCUUGCCUGAAGUGUCCUUUGCCGACUCUGCCUGGCACUGUGUGGCCAUCGUCCAUGUGCCUGGGCGGCUCUUCAGCCAGAACCUGGUGCAUGUCUACAAAGAUGGCCAUCUGGUCAAAACAGCACCCCUCCGCUGCCCCUCCCUCAGUGAGCCUUUCUCCUCCUGCUGUAUCGGCUCCGCUGGGCACCGCACGACGACCACCACCACCGGGCUGCCCGGGCCACCAGUCCCCCCUGCCCUGGCUCACGCCCACCCCUCCCUCAUCCGCUCCCAGUCAGUCCCGGCGACCGCAGGGCUUGGCUGGGGGUCCGGGCUGGUGGCCCCCCUCCAGGAGGGCAGCAUCAGCUCCACCUUUGCAGGCACCCAGGACACUCGGUGGGGAAGCCCCACAUCCCUGGAGGGCGAGCUGGGGGCCGUGGUCAUCUUCCAUGAGGCCCUGCAGGCAGCGCCCCUGCAGGUGCUGUGCACCCUGGGGCCCAAUGAGACAGCACCCUUCAAGCCCGAGGGUGAACUGCAUGAACUUGCUACCAAGCUGCUCCUCCAUUACUCACCUCAGGCCUGUAAGAACAACAUCUGCCUGGACCUGUCCCCUGGCCACGGGCUGGAUGGCCGCCUGACAGGCUAUAGGGUAGAGACCUGGGACGUGAAGGAUGUGGUGAAUUGCGUGGGAGGCAUGGGUGCCCUGCUGCCCCUACUGGAGCGAGUAGCUGCACAGCCCCAAGAGGCUGAAGCAGGUCCAACUGAAACACAUGACCUUGUGGGGCCUGAGCUGACCUGUGGCCACAACACCCAGGGCCUGCUUCUCCCACUGGGCAAGUCCCCAGGAGAGGAGCGAAUGGAAAGGAACGCAAUAGCUGCCUUUCUGCUGAUGCUGCGGAACCUACUGCAGGGCCACGCUGUGAACCAGGAGAGCCUGGUACAGUGCCAGGGGCCUGCCAUCAUAGGGGCCCUCCUGCGCAAGGUCCCCAGCUGGGCCAUGGACAUGAAUGUGUUCAUGUCUGCCCAGCUGCUGAUGGAGCAGGUGGCAGCUGAGGGCAGUGGGCCCCUCCUGUACCUGCUCUACCAGCAUUUGCUCUUCAACUUUCACCUCUGGAGCCUCAGCGACUUUGCUGUACGCCUCGGCCACAUCCAGUACAUGUCCAAGAUAGUCUGUGAGCACAGACAGAAACUGCGGAAGAAGUACGGGGUCCAGUUCAUCCUCGAUGCCCUGCGUACACACUAUGGCCCGCAGCGGGAGCGCCCCCUAGCGGCUGAUGACCUGUGCACGGUGCAGACUUCGCUCCUGCGCCUGGCGCGUGAGUUCCUGGUACCAAGCUCCCCCGUUGAUGACAUGCAGGUUGUGCUGAGUUUUCUGGCAGCUGCAGGUGAUGAUGGCCAGGUGCUGGGCGCCCUGGACCUGCUGCUGGCACUGCUGCAGGGCUCACCAGCACAGGAGUCCCUGGCUGUCUUCCUGCUGGAGCUGGGAAACCUGGAGGUGCUGCUGACACUGCUGGUGCGGCCAAGGCCACCGCCCCUGCUGGCCGACCGAGUCUGCAAGAUCCUGCGCAGACUGCAGCACAAUGAGCGCUUACCUGAGCAGAGCCGCCAGCGGCUCCGGCUUCAAGAGUGUGGCCUCCAGGGGCUCGUCGCCUGCCUGCCGGAGGGGGCGGUUUCCCUCGAGCUCUUCAAGGGACUCUAUAAGCUGUUCCUGGAGACAGAUUUCCUGAACCUCUCAGAUCUGAUGGCUAUGGUGCAGCUGUCCCUCCAGGCUGACCUCAGCAUCCGCCUGUACAUCUGUCGCAAGCUCUUCCACAUGAUCUACAGACCACCCAACAUUGUGCGGUUGCUGGCCCGACAGGCCGGCUGGCAGGAUGUUCUGACCCGGCUGUACGUGCUGGAGCCUGCCAUGGCCAGCAGUCCCCUGCCCUUUCCCCCAGAGCUGCCCGCCUCCCCAGAGCCAGCCUUACCCAAGCCACUCACUGAAUCACCUGAAUCUUCAGACGUCUUCCUGCCCUCAGAGGCCUCCUGCCCCAACCCUGAUGCCUUUUACCAAGCUCUCUCCCCGUUCUGCGCACCCUUUGACCUGGUCCUGGAACGGUCCAGCGUGGACUCAGGCAACAUUGCUGGUGGCGGUGGCAGCAGCAGCAGUGGGACUCUCACUCCAGCCAGCCAGCCUGACACACCUUCCCCACUGGGAGGGCCCCGGCCCUUCCCUGCUGCCCCUGGCCGCCACAGCUCCAGUCUCUCCAAUGUGCUGGAGGACGGCAGCCUCCCAGAGCCCGCCUUCAGUGGAGAUGACACCUCUAAUACCAGCAACCCUCAGCAAACCCCUGAGGAGGAGCUGUGCAACCUGCUCACCAACGUGCUGUUCUUGGUGACAUGGCGGGGUGUGGAAGGUAGUGAUGAGGUCGCCUGGCGGGAACGUGGCCAGGUCUUCUCAGUGCUCACCCAGCUGGGGGCCUCAGCCACACUUGUGCGCCCACCAGACUGCAUCAAGCGCAGCCUCCUGGAGAUGAUGCUGGAGUCAGCCCUGACUGACAUCAAAGAGGCCCCUGCUGGGAUGCUGGCCAGCCUCAACCAGCAGGUACUUUGGCUGCUGCGCCUGCUGCAGGACUUCCUGUGCUCCGAGGGCCAUGGCAACCAGGAACUGUGGAGUGAGAAGCUCUUUGAAGGCGUGUGCAUUCUGCUUGAUCGCCUGGGAGCCUGGUCACACCUGGCCAACGGCACAGCGGAUCUCCGAGAGAUGGCACAGAUUGGCCUGCACCUCGUGCUUGGCUAUAUCCUGUUGGAAGACCCAGAGCUGCACUCCCAGGCCUAUGUGAAGUUGCACACGCUGCUGCAGACUGCAGUGCCCAUGCGCUGGGAGGAGGCCUGCUAUGUGCUCUCCAAGUUGGAGGCUGCACUGGCACGGGUGCUUAACACCUCCCCCUGUGAGAUGGCCACUGAGGACCCGGAGCCCCCAACUAUAGCUGCUGCCUCUGUGGAUCGCUGCUCGUGGCUGGUGCCGCUGGUGCGAACGCUUCUGGACCGAGCCUACGAGCCACUGGGGCUGCAGUGGAGGCUGCCUUCCCUGCCACCCACCAACGGCAGCCCCACCUUCUUUGAGGACCUCCUGGCCUUUUGUGCCACACCCGAAUGGCGUCACUUCAUCGACAAGCAGGUGCAGCCCACCAUGUCCCAGUUCGAAAUGGACACCUACGCUAAGAGCCACGACCUCAUGUCAGGCUUCUGGAACUCCUGCUACGACACACUCAUGAGCAGUGGGCAGCGGCUGCAGCGAGAGCGGGCACAUAGCCGUCGGGUUUUCCAGGAGCUGGUGCUGGAACCCGUGCAGCGGCGGGUGCGCCACGAGGGGCAGCGCUAUGCCACAGCUCUGAAGCAGCAGGCCACGCAGCACUCUACGGUCCUGCUGCACUGGGGGGCGCUGUGGCGUCAGCUCUCCAGCCCCUGCGGGGCCUGGGCCCUGAGAGAUCCCCCCACCCCCCGGUGGAAGAUGUCCAGUGCCGAGACAUACUCACGCAUGCGUCUGAAGCUGGUGCCCAACCAUCACUUCAACUCUCAUCUGGAAGCCAGUGCCCUACGUGACAACCUAGGUGAGGCUCCCCUAACACCCACUGAGAAGGCGUCGCUGCCUCUAGCAGUAACCAAAGAGGCCAAAGUCAGCACCCUACCCGAGGAGCUGCAGGAAGACCAGCUGGGCGAGGAUGAGCUGGCUUCACUGGAGACUGUGAUGGAGGCAGUGGAACUGGACCAGCAGCAUGAGAAACUGGUGCUGUCAGCUGAAUGCCAACUGGUCACAGUGGUGGCUGUGGUCCCAGGGCUGCUGGAGGUCACCACACAGCACAUAUACUUCUACGAUGGCAGCGCUGAGCGUGUGGAAACUGAGGAGGGCAUUGGCCAUGACUUCCGGCGCCCGCUGGCCCAGCUGCGAGAGGUCUACCUACGGCGUUUCAACCUGCGCCGCUCAGCACUCGAGCUCUUCUUUAUUGAUCAGUCCAGCUACUUCCUCAACUUCACAAGCAAGACACGGAACCAGGUCUACAAGUGGCUCCUGAGUCUGCGACCCCCUACCCAGGGCUACCUAAGCAACCGCUCCCCGCAGGAGAUGCUGAGAGCCUCAGGCCUUACCCAGAAAUGGGUACAGCGUGAGAUAUCCAACUUCGAGUACCUGAUGCAACUCAACACCAUUGCGGGGCGGACCUACAACGACUUGUCUCAGUACCCUGUGUUCCCCUGGGUCCUACAGGACUACGUGUCCCCAACCCUGGACCUCAGCAACCCGGCUGUCUUCCGGGACCUGUCCAAGCCCAUCGGUGUGGUGAACCCCAAGCAUGCCCAGCUCGUGAGGGAGAAGUAUGAGAGCUUUGAGGACCCAGCGGGCACUAUUGACAAGUUCCACUAUGGCACCCACUAUUCCAACGCAGCGGGCGUGAUGCACUACCUCAUCCGCAUGGAGCCCUUCACCUCCCUGCACAUCCAGCUGCAGAGUGGCCGCUUUGACUGCUCUGACCGGCAGUUCCACUCGGUGGCCGCAGCCUGGCAGGCCCGCCUGGACAGCCUGGCUGAUGUGAAGGAGCUCAUCCCAGAGUUCUUCUACUUCCCAGACUUCCUGGAGAACCAGAACGGCUUUGACCUGGGCUGUCUCCAGCUGACCAACGAGAAGGUGGGCGACGUGGUGCUGCCCCCGUGGGCUAGCUCUCCCGAGGACUUCAUCCAGCAGCACCGCCAGGCUCUGGAGUCCGAGUAUGUGUCCGCCCACCUGCACGAGUGGAUUGACCUCAUCUUUGGCUAUAAGCAGCGGGGGCCGGCUGCAGAGGAGGCCCUCAAUGUCUUCUAUUACUGCACCUAUGAGGGGGCUGUGGACCUGGACCACGUGGCAGAUGAGCGGGAGCGGAAGGCUCUGGAAGGCAUUAUCAGCAACUUUGGGCAGACUCCCUGUCAGCUGCUAAAGGAGCCACAUCCAGCUCGGCUCUCAGCUGAGGAAGCAGCCCAACGCCUUGCACGUCUGGACACUAACUCACCUAGCAUCUUCCAGCAUCUGGACCAGCUCAAGGCCUUCUUCGCGGGGCUUAUCAGUGAUGGCGUGCCCCUGGUGCUGGCCCUGGUUCCCCACCGGCAGCUCCAUUCCUCUAUGACCCCAGACCUGCUGGUGACCGUAAGUGCCAAUGGGCUGCUGGGCACCCACAGCUGGUUGCCCUAUGAUCGUAACAUAAGUAACUACUUCAGAUUCAUCAAAGACUCCACCAAGGUGCAGCGACUGCUGAGUGGCCCAUGGGUACCGGGCAAUGGUGUGAGUGGGCAAGCCCUGGCAGUGGCCCCCGACGGAAAGCUGCUGUUCAGUGGUGGCCAUUGGGAUGGCAGCCUUCGAGUGACAGCGCUACCCCGGGGCAAGCUGUUGAAACAGAUCAGCCGCCACCUUGACAUAGUGACCUGCCUUGCACUGGACACCUGUGGCAUCUACCUCAUCUCAGGCUCCCGGGACACCACGUGCAUGGUGUGGCAGCUUCUGCAGCAGGGUGGUAUCUCGGUGGGACUGGCAUCAAAGCCCAUACAGGUCCUAUACGGGCAUGAGGCUGCAGUGAGCUGUGUGGCCAUCAGCACUGAACUUGACAUGGCUGUGUCUGGAUCUGAGGAUGGAACUGUGAUCAUCCACACUGUACGCCGUGGCCAGUUUGUAGCAGCACUACAGCCCCCGGGGGCCGUGCUGCCCGGACCUGUGUCCCACUUGGUGCUGGGGUCUGAGGGCCAGGUUGUGGUGCAGAGCUCAGCGCGGGAGCGUCUAGGGGCUCAGAUCACCUACUCUUUGCACCUGUACUCAGUGAACGGGAGGUUGCGGGCUUCGCUGCCCCUGGUGGAACAGCCCACAGCCCUGGCAGUGACAGAGGACUUUGUUCUGUUGGGCACAGCCCAGUGUGCCCUGCACAUCCUUCACCUGAACAAACUGCUGCCGGCCGCGCCUCCCCUGCCCAUGCAGGUGCCCAUCCGCAGCAUGGCUGUGACCAAGGAGCGCAGCCACGUGCUUGUGGGUCUGGAGGAUGGCAAGCUUAUCGUGGUGGGCGCGGGACAGCCCUCCGAGGUGCGCAGCGGCCAGUUCGCUCGCAAGCUGUGGCGGUCCUCACGGCGCAUCUCGCAGGUGUCCUCUGGGGAGACCGAGUACAAACCCGAAGAGGCCCGCUGACCACCUGCCCGGUGCCCAGCGCGGGCUCCGCCCGGAGGGCGCCCACUCUGGAGUCCU